CCGCGAUGAUCAACUGGGCUGACAUCAGCUAGCGAGCUAGCUAGGAGGUAGCAUGCUGUCGGAUAUAAGUCAACGCUGGUGUUAUUUACGGCGUUUAAAAUAGCAAUGAGACCUUCUCAAAAUAAGUACACUUUGCCCGGUUAGCUUCCCAUUCCUAAGUUGGAGAUGGUAGGUGCCAUGCUGCAGAAGCCUUUACAAGCCUGUACUGGGACAUUUCACCGGGCAGCUCGUCCACUUUUACUGUGAAGAUGCCGGCUGUAUCCCGGGAUAAGGAAGACUCCGAGUCCUCCUCAGAUGACGACCAAGAAGACCAUCCCUGCAUCGCCUGGUGUGGCCUUAGCAAGAAAAUUCCAGUUCUCUUGUUUGUCCCUGAAGCUGCCGUUUCCAAAGAUGGCAAGAUCUGCUCUAUUGGAGAGCGAUACAGUUUGGCCUUUAAGAUUGUGCGCACAGAAAGCCGCCUGGUACGAGGAAUACUCGCCAAUCAUGGAUUCAGUGAGGUUCACCCAAACAGUAAUGACUUUAACCUGAUGUGGACAGGAUCCCACCUCAAGCCUUACAUUCUCCGCAGCCUUCAAGACUUUCAGAAGGUCAACCACUUUCCCAGGUCGUAUGAAUUGACGCGCAAAGACCGGCUCUAUAAAAACAUCCAGCGAAUGCAGCAGACUCAUGGCUUCAAAAACUUCCACAUUGUUCCUCAGACUUUUGUGCUUCCCUCUGAAUACCAGGAGUUCUGCAAUUGUUUUGCUAAGGACAAAGGCCCUUGGAUUAUUAAACCAGUAGCAUCUUCAAGAGGGCGGGGCAUCUACCUGGUCAGCAAUCCAAAUCAGAUUGCGAUGGAUGAAAACAUCUUGGUGUCUCGCUACAUAAACAAUCCACUGCUGAUAGAUGAGUUCAAGUUUGAUGUGCGGCUGUAUGUGUUGGUGACAUCAUACGAUCCACUCCUCAUCUAUGUGUAUGAGGAGGGCCUCGCCAGAUUUGCUACAGUCAAGUAUGACCGGACAGCAAAGAACAUAAAGAACACGUUCAUGCAUCUGACUAACUACAGCCUGAACAAGAAGAGCAGUGAUUAUGUCAGUUGCGAUGACCCUGAAGUUGAGGAUUAUGGGAACAAGUGGAGUAUGAGUGCAGUGUUGAGGUAUUUGAAGCAGGAGGGAAAGGACACCACAUUGCUGAUGAGACAGGUGGAGGACCUCAUCAUCAAAGCUGUACUGAGUGCUGAGCUACAGAUCGCCACUGCCUGCAAGAUGUUUGUUCCUCACAAGACAAACUGCUUUGAGCUAUAUGGUUUUGAUGUGCUCAUUGACUCCAACCUCAAACCCUGGUUGUUAGAGGUGAACCUUUCUCCCUCCCUGGCCUGUGAUGCUCCAUUGGAUCUGAAGAUAAAGGCCAGCAUGAUUGCAGACAUGUUAUCGCUUGUAGGCUUUGUAUGUCAGGACCCCCUGUCGAGACAGCCGCGCUCUGAACGAGUCACCCUGGACCCCAGCAUGAAGCACCCAGCAGCCCAGAGAACACAGAAACCUCAUUCUGCACCCACAGCCUGUGCACACAGCAGAAUGCGCCAGAGGCCUGCAUCAGCCAGUAACUCAGAAACAGAGGGCUCCAAAGGCAAGCAAGCAGACAGCACCCUGAGCUUAACUGCUGAGGAGAUCAAGGUGCUGAGGAGGAUAAAGGAAGAGUAUGAGAGACGAGGAGGCUUCAUCAGGAUCUUUCCCACCGCAGAAACGUGGGAGCUCUACGGCGGAUAUCUGGAGUCAAAGACAUCAAUGAACUCCAUGUUGGCAAACCGACUUUUCCAUGGAAGAAAUGUGAAUGGGAAUGUGCAGCUGCAGGUGGACGCCGUCCAUGGCUGUCAUGUUGUCCAGUACGAGAGGAAGCUGCUAUCUCUGGAGGCACGUAAGAGGAGACGGCGCCACCUGACUCAUCGCUCUGCUGCUGAGAGGAAGAAAUCUGGCAAAGAAGCCAAGGCCUCCCCGAGUUCGAGCGGCAGUCAGGAGGGAGAGGAGGUGAAGCGAGGUCUAGAGCCAGGCUCACACAAGGCUUUGGUAGCAGAGCUAAGAAAACAAGUGGCCACACCACUGGAGCGCUGCCACAGUGAGGCUCCGUCCAGCUCAGAGGCAGCGGCGCACAAUGCCAGGCCCACAGUCAACCUGCUCCACAUCCUUCAGCAGGGCUGGGACCUCAGUAAAGUGCAGGCCCGGGUGGCCUUUUCCUCCUACCUGCAGCGAGUUCAGCAAAGACUGUUGGCAGAGAGCAGAGAAAAUGCAAUCCCAGCAUGGCCAGACAAGGACAAUGACCAAAUGGAGCUCGUGAUUCGCUUCCUGAAGAGAGCAGCCAGUAACCUCCAACAAGACAUUAAGGUGCUCUUGCCCAACCGCCAGCUUCCACUCCAAGAACGCAGACGAAUCCUGUCCGACCAACUAGGGGAGUUUAUUCACUGUUACAAGAAGGAAACUGACUGUAUGGUGAAAAAACAAGAGGAUAUCAAAGAGGAGCAUUGUGUAAACCCAAGUGUUUUUCAAGAGUACAUCUCCACAGCAAGUGAAAACGAUCUUGAGGAAGUACUGACAUUCUACACCCAAAAAAAUAAAUCAGCCACCGUCUUCCUUGGAACAAAAGUGAGGAGUGUGAAGAGAGAGGUUCAUGAAGUCAAUGCCGCAGGAGAUUCAGGCAACAGUUCUACUCCAAAAACUCUUCCUGUGGCCCGAGAGGAUUCCAGCGCUUCAGAGUCAUCGCUCUCCACGGGGAAAGUCAGCAGUGACCUAGACAUCAAGGUCGCUGAGAGUCAGCCUUCUGUCUGUGCUCUUACUGAAGAUCAGUCAGCAUUCAGAACGGUUAAAUCACAGCCGGAGGUCCAGGCCUCCCAGCACUGCUCCAGCUUUCCUGCGACUUUAGACUGCACACAUAUUUAUCAUCAGCAUUGCUCUUCGGCUCAAACAUCCCAGCCUCUGCAUUGUCCGCCGCCGCCACCACCUCCUCAGCCGCCGUCCUAUGCACAGUCCUUGGCAAAGUCUCAGUUCUGUCUAUCAGAGGCUCUCUCCAACCCUCCUGCGUACUCAUCUAUGGUCAUGGUAACACAGCCCCCGCGAGCGGUGUGGACAGCUGUUUCUUCUGGCUCUAACACAGUCGCUAAUGGGCAACCUACCCAGGUGCUCCGGAGAAUUCAGUCCUUCACUUCAUCAACAGCCAGCUCUGGAGCAGGCUCGUCCCUCCCGAGUGCCUCACACAUUUACAGCCAGAAGCUCUCCAGACCUACCUCAGCAGGACAAGUGAUCAAGAGGGGCAGCUCCAGUAAGCUGAAGUCAAACUCAGCCGGGACGAUCAAGGAAUUAAACUCCCUGUCUGCCCAAGCCCAGUCUAACCAGCAGGCCUUCAUCUCCGCCCUGCAGAAGCUGGCCAACAAGCAGGUCGCUCGCCACUCGGCCAGCUCCAGCCACAUCAACCUGCUGACACAGCAUCUGACGAACCUGAACCUGGCCAACAGGAUGCUGGGCAGAGAGAGCUUCACACUAAACCACCGAGUGGGGCAUGCUACUGCUACCACCCAUCGGCCAGUCAAAGCUGUUCACUCUGGAAAGGAUCUCUGUGGCAGCAUUAGCCACAGGCCAGUGAAGGAUCAAGAGAGUCUUUGGGAUGUCCAGAUGCAGAAUGCCUACAGCUUGGUGACCGGGGUGAACCCUCAGCAGCACUACCAGCCCACACAAGGAAGUUACCAGCUUCAGUUUGCCAUCCAGAAACUACAACAGCAAAGACUUCAGUCUCAACAAUUUCAGGACCAAAGCCAUUGCAGACACCAGGCUCCAUUUCCAGACCAGACUCCACACUCCCAGGCUCCCCCAAACUCAUCCAGCUGCCCCCCUCCUGGCUUUCAUUUUCAGCCCAGUCACAGUCAUGGUCACAGCCAUAUCCAAACCUGUGGAAGUCCUGUUCACACCCCAAAGCCACCCAGCAGUGCCAGAGAGGGACCCACCAGGAAAACAGCAACCAAGCGCCUCAUCAAGCAGACGUCAGCAGAGAGUUCAGCGAGUGGAAGUGUGUCUAGCAGCCAGCAUACAGCAUACGAUGCCAUCUGUGGUAAAACAGGUCUUUCUGUGUACCAAAAGCUGUUCCAGAGUCAGGAGCCCGCUCACAGAUGACAAGAAGGCAACCAGAGGCGCGUCCUGCCCCUCUGCUGGCCUGACAGGUGUCUCUGCAUGUAACCACAUCCCCACAGAGAUGUAUUCUGGGAAAGGACAACAGACGCAGAUGAAAGCAUGCCAGACAUCGAACAGGGCUCUAUGAACUUCGCUGCGAUACAGCUACAGACAUGCGAGAGGAGAGGCUGCGACGCCAGGAAUGCCAAGCUUUGACGCAGGUUGGGAUUUUGUUCCCGCAGCUCAACAUCAGUUGGCCUUUUCAGCUCCCUGCCCCACUCCCCUCCACUCCUUCCCCCUUGAUUACACACAGCCUAUAUACCAACAGUUGUCUGCCCUCAUUCUCUCAGUGCUACUGAUGCCACAGAGAGAUUUCACUGACAGAUGCCCUUCAGCAGAUGGUUCUUUAAGCCCCACAGAGCAUUUUAACUACAGGAUUCAACAUUUUAUUCUUUGCUCAUGUAGUGGCAUAUGCACAGUCGAUGUUUGAUGUUUGUCUUUAAAAAAGUUACUAACACAGGAAAAAUGUGGGUUUUGAUAAGUAUUGCAGAGGUUGCUUGAGCAGCUUCUCAUUCUGUUUCCAUCAAUGGUAAGAACGCUUCUUUCAUGUGUGGCUUCUGGCAUUAAACACUCCAACUCUUGGUCCUUGUUGGAGGCCAAAAUGCUGCCAAAUCAGAUUCUAUAAACAUCGCCGAAUGAUGUGUUAAAGUACAGCAUCCUUUUCCUAUAGGCUUAGAAUGUUUGUGAUUGUUAGAGCUUGAUUUGUUGCAGCCUUGUUACCUCAUCAGAAGGACAAUGUAGCACUGGUGUCUGGCCCUUUAUAUCAUAGUUGUGGUUAUUUACUGUUGAGAUGCUAAUGUGGAUUUUUAGUGGAUGGACCAAAUUUAUUACUAAUUUUAGGUAAAUAAUUGUUAUUAUAUGAGUAUUUAUUUAUUGUAAAUUGUCCAACAGACGUCAGUUUUAGCAGUUUCUGUAGCUGAAAGCAUAACAUGACGAGGAGUCAUGGUUACGCACAGCCUUCUCCUAUGAUGAGGGUUAAAGCUGCACCAGCAGACCAGUGUUCUUGUGGAUUACCUGUUGCUUGGGACCUUAUAGUGAUUCACUCAGGGUGUGUUAAUUAUCUUGGAUGUUUAUAAAAAAAAAAUCUGUAAAUGUUUAUGAUGACUUUGUCAGAAAUACUUGAAUUUUAUGCAUGUCUUUGUCAUAGCAACUGAUGAUGAUCAUCAGAGGGAUUUUGCACAGACUAGUUUUCAAUGCAGUACAACAGAACUGGUUUUAAUACACUUGUAUGUUUUUUUUUUCUGUGACUGUGAUCUUGCAGUCAUGUUGUGGAUUUCUACUGUUAAAGCCAGUGCAUGCUGUCUAACAAGAAUACAACAGUACAAUCCAAAUCCAUGUGAUGUUCUCCUGUGGUGAUACAAAGUUGUUUACAGCCUUGUCCUUUGUUCUGCUUUGUUGCCAAUUGUUUGCAACACAUGCAUGGAAAUGUAAUAUUUUUGGUAUAAUCUUGGCAGUCUAUUGAAAAAAAAAAAAAACCCACUGACAUUUAUACCUAGAAACCAUGAAGCAUACAUAUCAUAUCAGUAAAUGUGACAACUUCCAGUGUACAGCAUGUGCAGUGAACACUCACUGGACCUUGGUUUAAAUGUUUAACCCCUCCAGUUGGUUUUAAUGUAUUAACCUUUCAAGUAAAUAAAGUGUUAAAAAAUACUUAAUACAAAAAGAUCAAAAACAAGAAAGUAGAGCAAUUCCAUCCAACUGUCCAUUUUUUUUAAUUAAAAAAAAGGUGUUUCCAAGAGUAAUAAGAAAAAAAGAUUUACAGUUUGUGAUCUAGUUAAGUGUUCACUUAGUGACAUACAAAGUCUCAUACAACAGAAAGGCUUCACUUUACAAAAAAAAAAAAAACAAUCCCUGGAAUCACUUUCCUGUUGUAUUACAGAGGUAAACAAAACCAUGGAAAUACUACUUUGAAAUAAACGUUGGUUUCCAGCA
Messenger RNA from Labrus bergylta (ballan wrasse), 6122 nucleotides. It is a transcript of the gene ttll5, whose product is annotated as tubulin tyrosine ligase-like family, member 5. Gene Ontology annotation, cellular component: cilium. NCBI's taxonomy places the organism in Eukaryota, Metazoa, Chordata, Actinopteri, Labriformes, Labridae. The record is from RefSeq and is a predicted model, not a curated record. Gene Ontology annotation, biological process: protein polyglutamylation; microtubule cytoskeleton organization. Gene Ontology annotation, molecular function: tubulin-glutamic acid ligase activity; tubulin binding.